ACUUUUGCACGGUGUCAAGUUUAAAUAUGUGAUCAAGCUGUCGGCAGGUCGGCUCGGAUCAACAGUUCGGUACAAAACUUCUACGAACAAGGAGCUGCAGUUCAUUUGGCAGCGGGUAGCCAAUCCUGAAGCCCGUUUCAACCAGCAGAUAGAGGAAAUGUCCAGCGGGAGUCAUGUUGCGUUGACAGGGCGGGACUCGUUCGCCACAGCCACAGAGUUGUUGCAAAACUUCCGAUCUGCACCCUGGGAUCCAGAAAGACGUUAACAAGAGGGAGGACAUCUGUUGGAGAAGUGAGAGCGGACCGACCGUGACCAUGGCAGAUGACGCAGCGGUUGUGGAGGAAGGCAUGAAUCCAACUCAGAGCCCUCUGGUCCAAGUUUCAUUCCAGAGAAACGUCCACAGGAAACAGAAGUACCUGGAGGCUGAGCCAAAAGCUCUUGGGAUCACUCAGAUUGGUCUGAGUGCCUAUCAGAUCCUGUGUGUGGCUGUGUUUCUGUCCAAAGACCUGAGCAAUGUGGGCACUGAUAUACCUUACUUCAUUUCGACUCUCCUGGUGGUAAUAGCUGGGAGUUUGGCUGUCGCAGCACAGAACCUCCAUCUGCCAACGCUGAGGGCCUGUUUGGGGAUGCAGAUUGUGGCCUGUGUCGCCUGCUUUGUCAACGUUAUCUUAUCUCUAAUUAAAAUGGAGGACGUGCCGAAUUUCUGCUAUUACUACCACUACAAUGACAACUUCACGUUACAUUAUGGUGAAAUCUGUCAUAAUAUUGAGAGCACCCAGUCUCACUUUUAUGCCGAGUGUGUGGUCAUUCAUGUUACUCUGUUGGCCAUCUCUGCCACUCUGGCUGCCUACUGCUGCAAGGUGGCCAACUGCUGCGGGCCAGCUCCCAAAAUGCCGGUGAUCACUGUCCAAGCCGCCCCUGUCCAACAGUGAGGAGAUGAAGUGGGUGAAGGCGGAAUAGAGAUGUACUGCUACAUAAAAAUGCUACACGAAGUUAAAGCCGCACUAAUCAUUAUUUUUUUAUAUUUGAUUUCAACUCUGCAGUUCUCUCCGCUAUAUAUGUAUUUAGUUUCUUUUAGCUUGUUGUUUUGGUUUUCUCCAGCCCGGAAACUGCAGUCUUAUCAAUCUCUUUAUUAGCCAUUGUUGGCUCAGAUAAAACAGCAGACGGAGUUAGAGACUAGCUGGUGAACAUAGUGGAGCAUUUAACCAAGCCAGAGUUGAUUUCGACCAAAACAUAGCUGAAGCGGGGUUAUGAUUGAACUUGGGCUCAUCACUAACACAAACAUGACUGAAUGCUGAUGUUUGUCUCUACAGAAGAUGAUUAGAGCCACAUGCGAACAUUUAUUUGAAUUCUGAAUUUAAGAUCAGAACUCAGGUGGGGUUUUUUUUUUUUCUCUCAAAAUUUGGACUUCAAUUUGAGAUUUCGAAUCAUUUCUCACACGUGGCUCUAAUCGUCUGCCAUAGGUCUCUGUCUGCUUGUGUGUGUAUAUGCUAAUGCUUGCUAACACAGUUCUCUAAAAGCUGAAUAAUGUGACAGAAUGCCAGUUUUGUAUUAACAGCUUGGUCGACUGUACCCAAGUAAUAAUAAAUAAUUAAAUGCAGUAUAAAUAAAGUACUUAAGGAUGAGUUACAAUGUCCUCAUUUUAAGCAUAUUAUGAUAUAUUUUGAUGAGUUGAUAAAGAGUGUGUUUUAACGCUGUUGACUUUACUUUUUCUUUUGUAAGAGGAAAACCUUAUUUCUUUGUUCAAAGGUGCACAGUCAUGCUUUAACAUGUGCUUAGGAACAUCACAAAUGCAAUGACUGUAUUAACAAGAUAAAUAGACUGAAUUGUACCUCUUAUGACAUCAGCAUAAUCACUAAAUGAUGCACAUUAAUCCUUUUCUGAAAUUAUUUCUGUUCAGGUCAUUGGUUACUUUAUGAUUAUUAUGACCUGACACUGCAGCUAACACCAACUGAUAAUAAAAAUAUGACAAAUGUAA
This is a messenger RNA of Acanthopagrus latus (yellowfin seabream), 1978 nucleotides long. RefSeq lists its product as uncharacterized. NCBI's taxonomy places the organism in Eukaryota, Metazoa, Chordata, Actinopteri, Spariformes, Sparidae. The record is from RefSeq and is a predicted model, not a curated record. The coding region runs from base 315 to 932 and encodes 205 amino acids. The transcript has 7 exons.